UUUGAAAAAAAAAGGACAACGAAAGAUGCUCAGCCGAGCUGUAGCUCCUGCCACACUACUCGAUGGCUUCAAUCCUUGCUCUUUUCUUCCCCGCCAAACCCCAAGUCCUCCUCUCCCACCCCAACCCAUCGUAUCCGCCGUCGAUCUCUCUCCGGCCCCGAAGAUACAAGAUCUCGACCGUCCACGCCUCGAUCGCAGCGCGGCCGGUCGUUGGGGCACCCGACGAUCUCGUGGCUUCUAUUCUCUCCAAGGUGAAGGGGACUGAUGGAGGAGUUUUGCUCACCAAGGAUGGGCACAAAGAGGUAGCUGGUGCGGCACUACAGCUGGAAAAAUAUUGCGUAGAUGAGCCUGUUAAAUGCCCCCUUAUAUUUGGAGAGUGGGAUGUUGUGUACUGUUCAAGGCCAACAUCUCCUGGCGGAGGUUACCGGAGUGCUUUUGGACGCCUUGUCUUCAAAACAAAUGAAAUAGUGCAAGUUGUGGAAGCCCCAGAUGCUGUGAGAAACAUGGUGUCAUUCUCUGCCUUCGGUUUCCUUGAUGGAGAAGUAUCCUUAAAAGGUACACUGAAAGUAUUGGAUGAUAAAUUGAUUCAAGUCAUAUUCGAACCCCCUAAACUAAAGAUUGGCUCACUGGGGUUUCAGUAUGGUGGUGAGAGUGAGGUAAAGUUGCAAAUAACCUACAUCGACGAGAAGAUCAGGCUAGGGAAGGGUUCUAGAGGUUCUCUUUUUGUCUUUCUAAGACGAGGAUAAUGAAAGCCAUAUUUGCAUAUCCUUUUCAGUGAAAGAACAUGUUCCCUAUUAUAUAUUUUCCAUUCUUUAUUGUUAACUUGUAAUUUUGCCAUUUCCUUUCCCAGGGAAGUGAUUCAAAUGUCCUCCGUGAUGCCAUGGAUAUUCUAAAACAGCUGACUUUUUUAGAUAUGUGGUCCUAUGGCUUAUAUCAUGUAGUAUAACCUUUCGUGAUUGUGAGGAAUAAUGAGGCGGCAUUUGAGAAUGAUAAUGUGUGAUUCAGAUGGUUGAACCUAAUUCAAUGGUGCAAUUGCUUUUGUUUUAGUUUAUCUAUAUUGAAGUCGAACAUUUUCAUGUUGUAUAAAAAAAGAAUCUGAAGUCAAGCUUGUGACA
Messenger RNA from Phoenix dactylifera (date palm), 1115 nucleotides. The record is from RefSeq and is a predicted model, not a curated record. Lineage: Eukaryota; Viridiplantae; Streptophyta; Magnoliopsida; Arecales; Arecaceae.